Eremomyces bilateralis CBS 781.70 is the source of this 1349-nucleotide messenger RNA. RefSeq names its product SURF4-domain-containing protein. The transcript is spliced from 5 exons. The coding region runs from base 204 to 1115 and encodes 303 amino acids. The record is from RefSeq and is a predicted model, not a curated record. NCBI's taxonomy places the organism in Eukaryota, Fungi, Ascomycota, Dothideomycetes, Eremomycetales, Eremomycetaceae. Gene Ontology annotation, biological process: Golgi organization. Gene Ontology annotation, cellular component: membrane; endoplasmic reticulum-Golgi intermediate compartment; endoplasmic reticulum.
CUCCCACUCCUCGCUGUAGCCACUGCACCACCCCUCUGCACUUCUCUCCAUCACUCCACUUCCUUGCUUGUGGUCGAGUGUCGGAUUGUUUUGUAGCGCACUCCGCACGGGCAGGUCAGGUCGAGACGUUUCUCUUCUGUAGUCUGUACACCACGGCCUCUACCAACCCCCCCACACCGUUUUUCCCUCCUCCACCGUCCACCAUGGCGCAGAUUCGAGGCACCGCGGGCUACCAGCUCGGCAACCAAAACCCCUUCGGAGGCCCCGGUCGGGACGCCGCCACGAACGAUCCCAGUCCGCUGGACGCGAUCCGAGAGCAGACGAGCAAGAUCGAGGACAUACUCGAUACGUUGGCAGAACCCAUCCGACCAUAUAUGCCCGCCAUCGGCCGCUUCCUCAUCGUGGUAACGUUUCUGGAAGAUGCACUGCGGAUAAUAACCCAAUGGAACGACCAGCUCACAUAUCUACGGGACUACCGACACAUCCCCGUGGGCAUCACCCACAUCUUCCUCAUCGUCAACGUCAUUGCCAUGACCGCUUCCUCCCUCCUCGUCAUCGUCCGUAAGCACUCCGAAUACGCCGUCUGCGGCCUCCUCGGCGUCGUCGUCACACAAGCGCUUGGCUACGGCCUCAUCUUCGACCUGAACUUCUUCCUGCGCAACCUGUCCGUCGUCGGCGGCCUGUUCAUGGUGCUCUCCGACUCGUGGGUGCGCAAGAAGCUCGCCGGCGCCGGGCUGCCGCAGAUGGACGAGAAGGAUAUGAAGAUGUACGUGCAGCUGGUGGGGCGGGUACUGUUGAUCUUCUUGUUCGUCGGGUUCGUGUUCGCGGGCGAGUGGUCGAUUUGGCGGGUCAUCGUGUCGGUUCUGGGGUUCGGGGCGUGCAUCAUGGUCGUGGUGGGGUUCAAGGCGAAGUUCAGUGCGAUCAUGUUGGUGGUCAUUCUGAGCAUCUUUAACUUGCUGGUGAACAAUUUCUGGACGCUCCAUCCGCAUCACCCACACAAGGACUUUGCCAAGUACGACUUCUUCCAGAUCUUGUCGAUUGUCGGCGGGCUGCUCCUCCUGAUAAACAUGGGUCCCGGAGACAUCAGCAUCGACAACAAGAAGAAGAUCUAUUAAACAGAGUAAAACCCAGAUAUGGUUACGCCCAUCCGCUGUGGUCGUCUAUGAAUCAUGAUUCCGGACGCAGGCAGUUCAGUUGCCCGUGAGGGAGCUUUCCUGAAAGUCGGGGGGGAUUAGCACAGCAUGUCACCGAUGACUGGAGAUCACAUGUAUUGUAAGGUAGCUUUAAAAGUCAUCAUUCGUCGAGUCUAGGCUAGCUCUAGUGCCUGAAAUCGAUAUUCUUUAAACGAA